AUGACAACAUGCCUUGCUUUCCUCAUCGCAUUCACUGUCAUCUUCCUCGAUCGCUAUGAAUCGAUCAUCAAUCUGUACCGACGCUUCGUAUCCAAGAAGGGCGGCGCGAACUAUGAACAGAAUUACAAUGGUCCAUAUUGGCGUUCCACAGCUUUUUGGUCGCGCGUGCUUAGCAAGAACCUCCUCGCAUUCAGCGAUACACAACUUCUUACUGGACUGGCGAUCCAAUUCACCGGUUUGCUAAAGCAUUGCAAUAUGCGCGUGUACCAUUGGAAGAUUGUUACAGAACUCGCAUUCUUGACCACAGUCACGCAUCUCCUUACCGUUGUAGCGCUGCGGAAUUACUUCGUCAAGUAUCGCUGGAUCAACUUACCUCGCAUUUUCUUCAUGCUUGCCAAUCUCGGUCUUCUCGGCUACACAUCCUACAUCUCCUACUCCUACGAAUUCGCCGGCCUCGACAUCUCCACCGAGCUAUCCUGCUUCUUCCAAGGCCAACGCCCUAAAGUGAAAUCCGCAUUCGGCACAAAAUGGACUGGUCUUCUCGUCGGCGCAAUAGGCGGGCACGUCACCGUCAUCCUGGCCAUGUACUUCCUCAAGGAGCCCGAAGAAGGCGGAAAGAAAGAAUGGUACUACUGGCUGGGUGCUGCUUUUCGGACCUGGAUUGUCGCGCCGAUAUACGGCAUUUAUGGACUGUAUAUGGCCGGCGACGGACUCCGGUACACGCAAGCGCUCGGCACGCCCAAUGUUAGCAUGAACGGGAGCGAGAGUGAGUGGAAUUUUGGACAGUUUUUGCCGGUGCUCUUGCUUGCGCUGCCGCUGUUUGCGGGCUGGGAGAGUUUCUGGGAAGAGAAGGAUGAAGACAGGGAGAAUCGGUUUGGCAGGGGGAGUCGCUGGACGUGGGAGAAGGGCAGGAAUAGUCAAAUGGAUGGGCUGGAUGUUCCGCCUGAGAAAAGCGAGUUUGGAGGAAAGAACGGUUGA
This is a messenger RNA of Parastagonospora nodorum SN15, 978 nucleotides long. RefSeq lists its product as hypothetical. The transcript is spliced from 2 exons. NCBI's taxonomy places the organism in Eukaryota, Fungi, Ascomycota, Dothideomycetes, Pleosporales, Phaeosphaeriaceae. The record is from RefSeq and is a predicted model, not a curated record. The coding region runs from base 1 to 978 and encodes 325 amino acids.